Molecule: messenger RNA, 2648 nt
Organism: Alligator sinensis (Chinese alligator)
Lineage: Eukaryota; Metazoa; Chordata; Crocodylia; Alligatoridae
Gene: ACY3
Product: aminoacylase 3
Exons: 7
Coding region: 99-1031 (310 amino acids)
Molecular function (GO): aminoacylase activity; hydrolase activity, acting on ester bonds
Source: RefSeq, a predicted model, not a curated record
UGCACCGUCAGCACACUCCAUUUCAUACACCCUUGGCCUCUGCUCCUGCCUGGACCUCUGCAAGCCUCUUCCUAUUCCCUUAGCAGGAAGCCUCAUGCAUGGCUGCCCUGCAGCGCCUUCAGCCCGUGAGCCAUGUGGCUGUGAGCGGAGGCACCCACGGCAAUGAGAUGUCGGGCAUUUACCUGGUCAAGCACUGGCUACGGGAGCCCUCAGCGCUGCAGCGGGAUAGCUUCUCAGCCACACCCUUCCUGGCCAACCCACUUGCCAUCGAGCGGUGCGUGCGCUACGUGGGGAGGGACCUGAACCGCACCUUCACCAAGCAGUUCCUCAACUCCAAGGCGACACAGGACGAACCCUAUGAAGUGCAGCGCGCCCGCAAGAUCAACCAGCUCUACGGCCCCAAGGGCUCAGCCCAGGCCUUUGACUUCCUGUUCGAGCUGCACAACACCACAGCCAAUGUGGGGGCCUGCCUGAUCGCCAGCGUCCAGGACAACCUGCUGCCCAUGCACAUGUGCCACUUCAUCCAGACCCACUGCACGCUGGGGCAUUACCCCAUCCUCCUGUACAAUCUGCCAGACCAGGAGGCCUACUCCAUCAGUUCAGUGGCCAAGCAUGGGCUAGCAUUUGAGCUGGGGCCACAGCCCCAGGGAGUGUUGAGAGCUGACCUGCUCACUCAGAUGGGAGCCCUCGUGGCCUGUGCCCUGGAUUUCAUCGACCUCUUUAACAAAGGUACGACCUUCCCUGCCUUUGAGACGGAAGCCUACAGGUUCAUCGGGAGUGUGGAUUAUCCCCGCCACCCUGAUGGGGAGCUCUGUGCCUCAGUGCACUCCAAGCUGCAGGACAAGGAUUUCCUCCCCCUGAGGCCCGGGGAUCCCAUCUUCCAGACCUUCAGUGGGGAGGAGAUCCUGUACCAGGGCCAUGCCACCAUCUACCCCGUCUUCAUCAACGAGGCAGCCUACUACGAGAAGAAGAUUGCCUUCAACAAGACGGAGAAGUGCAGCCUUUCCAUCCCUGCCCUGCAGAGGGAGUGAGGAGAGGGGCAGAGGGGAUGGCAGAGCAGAGGGGAAUAAACAGAGAUGGGCUGAACUGGACCCAUUGUGCCUGCCAAGGGCGUGACCAAGAGGGCCUGGGCCAGGUUGGGGUUGCAGGGAAGGGGCAGGCAGCUCUGGGACCCAGUGUGCCAGAGUCUGACCCCGCACAAGGACUGAAUCCUCUUCCCAUCCACGCACCCAGCAUAGCCCGGCUCCUGCCAUAAGACCUCCCGUCUUGUCCCAAGAUGUCUAAUCCAGCUCUGCCUUUGGCAUGGCCUGGUUUUCUGGGCUAAGUGGCAGAGCUCAGUGUAUCUGGGACCAAACAUGGAGCAACUGGGUUGGGACAAGGGAAUGGCUGGCACUGAGCUGUCCCAGUCCAAGCCCUGAGUUUACUGCCCCUGUAGCCAUCAGAGAAGGUGGCACAGGCUGGGAUGCCCAAGGGAUGCCCUUGCAGAGGCCACUAUCCUGCCACUGCAGGAUGUCCUGGCUGUUCCCCUGGGGGUACAGGGAAAACCCCAGUCCCAGAGGUGGAUGGGUAAGCCUGUAAUGAGAAACAGCCACUAGGGGGCGGCAGAGACCCAUGCAGCAUUGACUUGGGGGCCCGGGGGCAGCUCAUGCUCACUGUGCUGCAGCCCCUGGACUGCAUUGGUGCCAGUCACCCCUAGAGAGCAAGGCCCAUGCUGCCAUCCCCUCCCCUGUCCCCAGGCCAGGCAGUGACCUGCUCUGGGAUCACAUCAGAGUGGGAAGGAGGAGGAUAGGUUCUCCCAAGCUGAAUCAAAGUGAGAGUGCUGGCAGCUGGCAUGGGCACCCUCUGCUUCAGAGGAAGGUCUGAGAGCCGCAGGGCAGGAGACAAGGAUGCUCCUCCCCACACCACAGCUGAGCUGGUCCCCAACAUUGAGAGGGGUGGAGGCCUGAAGAUGGGAGGUUUCUGUCCCUUCCUGGCCUGGGCUCACUGGGGCUGUGCUCUCAGAUGUGCCUCCAAGGAGCUAGGUUGGCUGCGGGGCAGGGGCACUGUCGGGGGCUACCUGACCCCAGGACAGUCCUGUGGUGCCAGGCGAUGUAGGGCUAAGUCUCUCCCUAUCCCUGCACUGAGGAUAGGAAGGGGGCAGCAGCAGCUGGCACAGCGCCGUGGUCACAGGACAGCACACCACCCCAAGUCCGUGGGUAGUGUUUGGAGCUCCUGUAAGUGGCUCUGCAUGGAGCUGCUGUGGCACUGUGUGCGCGCCCCCUGCUCACCCGCUGUGUACGACCUCCUGACCGAGAAGCAGCAGAGCUGCAUCCGCACUGCAUCAAAGCCCGCUCACCACAGCAUGCCCAGGAACACACCCUGCACUGCUCCUGCUCCUGCUCCCAGCUACAUCAGUGCCGGCCUGGGAGGCAGCAUGGUGGGGUUUCCAGAGAAGGUGUUUCCCUUAUUAUAGAGGCAGGAAGGCAGUGGCUGAAAGUCCCAUUCCCGCUUUCUCUUUCCUUGGAGACUCCCUUUUAGAAAUUAAACAUAUUUCUUUCACCAAUGUCCCUCCCUCCCAUGCCAAGAGGCCUGGGGCUCCCCCUGCCCUCCUAAUGGCAGCAUCACACAGGCCCACGAACAGAUGCAAAUGGUGUGGUGCAACAUUGCAU